Molecule: messenger RNA, 1209 nt
Organism: Cornus florida
Lineage: Eukaryota; Viridiplantae; Streptophyta; Magnoliopsida; Cornales; Cornaceae
Product: protein FAR1-RELATED SEQUENCE 5-like
Exons: 1
Coding region: 1-1209 (402 amino acids)
Source: RefSeq, a predicted model, not a curated record
AUGAAUGAAGCAGAAGAAUUUGGAAUAACACAAAAAGAUGGAACAUUCAUUCCACAAGUUACGUAUGAAAGAAAACCAAAAGAAGGGCAACAGUUUAAAUCUUUAGAUGAUGCUUAUGAUUUUUAUAACAAGUAUGCACGAGAAGCUGGUUUCAGUGUACGGAUUGAUAAGAGUAAGAAGCAUAAAGAAACUGGUGAAACGAUUUGGAAACAAUAUGUUUGUUAUAAAGAAGGAGAAACAGAUGAAACUUAUAGAAGAACAAAGAAAAAAGAAAAGCAGAUGGUGGAGACCAUUGGAGAUAGUGGUAAGAAAUUAGAAAGACAACGAGGAAAUGUACGCGAAGGUUGUAAAGAAAGUUUAAGUGUAGGAAGACGUGACGGGAAUUAUACAAUCAGACAAUUCAUUGAGAGCCACAAUCAUCCUCUUGCAACUCCAAGAAAAAUACACUUAUUGAGGUCACAUCGAAAUGUUUCAAAUGUGAAGAAACAACUGGCUCAACAAUUUGCAAGUGUAAAUGUGCCUACGUGUCAACAAUUUGAUAUCUUAGAGACACAAGUAGGGGGUAUUGAAAAUGUUGGGUGUACAGAAAGAGAUCUUCGAAAUUAUGAACGAGAUGUGAGGGAGAAGUUUAAAGGUCACGAUGCAAAUAUGUUGAAUGAAUAUUUCUUAUCAAAACAAGAAAAGGAUCCAAAUUUUGUUUUUCAAAUUGACAAAGAUGAGGAUGAUAGAAUGACUAGGUGUUUUUGGGUUGACUUCAGUGCAAGGAGAGCAUACAAUUUUUUUAAUGAUGUGGUUGUGUUUGACACAACAUACAACACUAACCGUUAUGGGAUGAUAUUUGCUCCACUUACAGGGGUUAACCACCAUGGAAAAACAAUCAUUUUUGGAUGUGCCUUUUUAAAUGACGAGACCACUGAGUCUUUCAUUUGGCUAUUUAAGACUUGGCUUAAUGCAAUGCCAAAGGGUCCUCCAAAAGUUAUUAUUACUGACCAGGAUCCUGCAAUGACAAAGGGUAUAGCUCAAUUUCUUCCGGACACAUUUCAUCGGUAUUGUAUUUGGCACAUCUCAAAAAAAUUUGUAGAAAAAUUGGACUCAGUUGUAUUUCGAGAUUACUAUGACCUUUUUAAAUCAUCUUUAUGGAAUUCAGAUACAAUAGAAGAGUUUGAAGAAAGCUUGAAAAAAGUAAACAACAAAAUAACGAAUGGUUAA